Molecule: messenger RNA, 2129 nt
Organism: Schistocerca cancellata (South American locust)
Lineage: Eukaryota; Metazoa; Arthropoda; Insecta; Orthoptera; Acrididae
Product: calcyphosin-like protein
Exons: 5
Coding region: 136-780 (214 amino acids)
Molecular function (GO): calcium ion binding
Source: RefSeq, a predicted model, not a curated record
CUUCGCCUUAGACGCCAACAGGUACGCUACGAGGGCGCACGUCGCUGUCAGCCGGCUCGUGUUUCAGAACACUCCAGGCAUAUUUCUGUGCUCCGGGGCCAUUCGCAGCUCUUUCUUUGAAUUGCUUCUACGGGGAUGUGGAACCGUCCGCAGUCAGCCAACUCCCGCCAAGAGGCGGACAUGGUGAACAAGGCGCGGCGACAGUUGUCGGCCGCAAAGGACCCCGUGGACAAGCUGCGCCUACUCUGCCUCUCCAGGGGCACCACGGGAAUCCUCGGCCUCGGCAGAAUAUUUCGUCGCAUGGAUGACGACGGCAGUAAGACGCUGAACCUGGAAGAAUUUACAGAGGGCAUGAAUGAUACCGGUAUGGAGCUGUCAAAAGAAGAGGUCGAAGAUCUCUUCAAGCGAUUCGACAGGGAUGGCAACGGUAGCAUCAACAUGGACGAGUUCCUUAUCGCCAUACGGCCUCCAAUGUCAGCAUCUCGCCUCAAAGUAAUUGAUGAGGCAUUUAAGAAAUUGGAUCGCACUGGAGAUGGUGUAAUCACUUUGGAAGAUCUGAAAAAUGUCUACAGUGUGAGAAACAACCCCCGUUAUAUUAGUGGUGAGGAGACUGAGGAACAGAUUCUUACAAAGUUUCUCAACAACUUUGAGACCGAUGAUGGUUCUCGAGAUGGCAAAGUAACCAAGGAAGAAUUCAUUAAUUACUAUGCAGGAAUAAGUGCAUCUAUUGACAGUGAUGCAUAUUUUGAUUUAAUGAUGCGUCAGUCUUUUAAACUGUGAACUGAACAUUUAACUUCACAAAAGUUAAACCAAUGUAUGUUUAUGUUAUCCCACAAAGUAAGUGUGUCAAACUUUCCUCUCAUCAAUUUAAAGAGAACCAAAUUUAUUAAAUUUUACACCUACUAUGUUUAACAGAUAAAGUGUUUUCCAAUAAUAAACAUUGUAUCUAUAAUAAUUAAACUUCAAAAUUUUCUCAACAAUGUGUGAUUUGUUGAGUUUACUUCAUAUCCUGCAUUUACUGAAAAUACACGAAUUUUUCUUUGUCUUAUUUGAACGUUUUGGUACUUUUAUGCACAAAAUUGAGAUACUUCUAUGUUGUUGGCAGUUAUGCCGUGAAAAGAAAGAUGAAAAAUGUUAAAUAAAAGUUUUUCUGUGGCCUGGUUAAUAAGAUGUACCUCAGGGUAGCUACAAUCAUUUCUCAGGUUGCCUUGCAAGUUGUAAAACAGCCAUUUUUGCUGGUAUUGUAUCAUCUCACUGCACUGCUCUACAAAAGAAUAAGUUGCUAAGAAAACAGAAUAAAAUUUGAUUCACACACAUCUUCAAAAUAUGAGUUACUACUCAAUCUGUGUGCAAUGUGCCAUGAUUAAUAGUGGAUAUCUUUUGUAGUAAGUUCUGUUACAUAUUUAUCACAGUUGUUAAAGUCAUCAGCAAUUGCUUCAUUCUCUCAUACUUUUGGCAAAAGUGACUAUGAGCUACAUCCAUUCUUCAGAGUUCUCAUGUUAAAUAUAUGACAAUCUGUGGUGACAGUGAAAACUUGCAGAAUGGUGCAAUAAACUGACAAAUAUAAAAACAAGUUUAAACAGGCAGACCCUGAGUGGUAAUACUAUCAAGUGAUAUGGUUACUCUUAAAGGUACAUUUAAUAAAUCUGUGAACCAGUUAUCAGGACAAUGUUUAUUAAAAUACUGAUAAUUACAGGAUUUCAAGAUUCUUAAUCACACACAAUUUUGGCAUUAUGUGUGGACUGAGAUUUAUGACACUGCCUUGCUAUUUUCUAUUAAGUCUGGUAUAGAGUUAUGAAAGAUGACGAAGUGGAAAUAAAUAUUAUCAUUGCUGUGUCUUAAGAUUUUGCUUUGAUGGAUGUGUAACUUUAUACGAAACUAAUGUACAGAGUUUCUGCAACUGUAGCAGUAAACCAAGAGUUACUAUUUGUUGAUUUCCUACUAUGAGUGUUACCAAAAUGUUACUUACACUAGCUUAAUUAGGUUAACUUUGUUGUCAGCUAUUUUGUAACUGAAAUUUGCAAAUGAAUAGAAAGUCUCUGAUAAUAUAUUAAUGUCCUAUUUAUUGUGCUUGUUUGUUGUGCUUGUUAUAUAUAUGUUGUAAUUUAUUACAUGAAAAUAAAAAUAGU